GGCAGCGCGGCGGCGGCGGGAGCGGCGGCGGGGAGCGGCACCGGGGAGGAGCGGCACCGGGGAGCGGCGGCGGCGGCAUCGGCGGCGGCGGCAGCAGCGGGGAGGAGCGGCGGAGCGCGGCGAGAGCGGGGCACAGCGCGGCGGGGACGGCGAGGAGGAACAAAUAAACAAUCAUACUAAUUAUUAUUAUUAAUAAUAAUAAUAAUAAUAAAAAAGCGAGGAAAGGAGGAGGAGGAGGAGGAGGAAAAAAAAAAAACCAAACCCAACAGCCAGCCCCCCCCCACCACCACCACCACCCCCGAGCCAAAAAGAGGGAGAGAGAGAGAGAGAGAACAGAGAGCAGCGCCCGGGCGGAGCGGCGGAGAGGAAGAAUUAAAGCGAGCGAAGGAGGGAGGAGGAGAGACAGAGCAGAGAGAGAGAGAGGAGGAAAGAGGAGGAAAAAAAAAAAAAAAAAAAAAAAGGAAAGGCAACCAACCAACCCAACCACCACCAGCCCACAAAAACAAAGCGAUCGCAGUUGAUGUUGCUGCUGCAAGCUGGACUUCCAAAAACUACGGCGAGACCGUCCGCUCUCCGCGCCGAGAAAAGUCUCCUCAGCUGUGCGUGUUUUUUUCCGCUGUGUGUGUAAUCUUUAACCUUUUAUUCAUUCUUAUUUUGAUGGCUUUCCUGAAUGGCUGACUGCGAGCUUCCCUGGACCUGGCCCCCAGACACCCGCCUCUCCUCCUUCAACUACUCUGCUGCAGAUCAGCUCUAAGAGAGAGAGAGGGAGAUCUUUGAAGAGAUUUUUUUUUUUUUUUCCUCCUCUCUCUCUCUCUCUCUCCCCCUCUCUCCCCCACCCCCACCACCCCUUUACUUUGCUCUCCUGGAGCCCAGACAAUCGACUCGCAACUCGCCCCCCCGCACACACACCUCCAUCGCCCCGUGCUUCUGCACCUUCGCCGGUACCGGGAGAUCCCCCCCACGCCGACCCUCCUGAAAAAAAAAAAAAAAAAAGGCAAAACAACAAAAGAGAGAGGGGGAAAGAGAGAGAGAGAGAGAGGGGAGGAAAAAAAAAAAAGACUGACUGCUGUUGCAAAGCUGAUCUGAAAAGCAAAGCAAACAAACUUUGAAAAUAAAGGGGGAACAGGAAGUUUGGCAACGGUGUCCAAUAGAUAUGGCAAUGGUAGUCGGUGCGUGGCGAGACCCCCAGGACGAUGUGCCCGGAGCUCAGGGAACGCAGCCUUCGCAAGCCCCGCCGGUGCAGGGACCUCCGGCCGGGGCCCCGCACACCCCUCAGACCCCGGGGCCCGGGGGCCCUCCCAGCACGCCAGCCCAGACCAACCCGCCAAGCCAGCAGAACCAAGGAGACAAACAGCAGCAGCAGCAGCACAUUGAAUGUGUGGUUUGUGGGGACAAGUCUAGUGGCAAACAUUAUGGCCAGUUUACCUGCGAGGGUUGCAAGAGUUUCUUCAAGCGGAGUGUAAGGAGGAAUCUCAGCUACACUUGUCGUGCCAACAGGAACUGUCCCAUUGACCAGCACCACCGCAAUCAGUGUCAGUACUGCCGCCUCAAAAAAUGCCUCAAAGUUGGCAUGAGACGGGAAGCGGUCCAGAGGGGCAGAAUGCCACCCACACAGCCAACUCAUGGUCAGUUCGCCUUGACAAACGGGGACCCUCUCAACUGCCAUUCCUACCUAUCCGGAUAUAUCUCCCUUCUUCUGAGAGCAGAGCCCUACCCCACCUCCCGCUUUGGCAGUCAGUGCAUGCAACCCAACAACAUCAUGGGCAUCGAGAACAUUUGUGAACUGGCAGCUAGGAUGCUCUUCAGCGCGGUGGAGUGGGCCAGGAAUAUCCCCUUCUUCCCAGACCUCCAGAUCACAGACCAGGUGGCCCUCCUGAGGCUGACCUGGAGCGAGUUGUUUGUCCUCAACGCUGCCCAGUGCUCCAUGCCCCUCCACGUAGCUCCGCUCCUGGCAGCUGCUGGCCUCCACGCUUCGCCAAUGUCUGCUGACCGAGUGGUCGCCUUUAUGGACCACAUACGAAUCUUCCAAGAGCAAGUAGAAAAACUGAAAGCAUUGCAUGUCGACUCUGCAGAAUAUAGCUGUUUAAAGGCCAUAGUCCUCUUCACCUCAGAUGCCUGUGGUCUCUCUGAUGUAGCCCAUGUUGAAAGUUUACAGGAGAAGUCACAGUGUGCUUUGGAAGAGUAUGUUAGGAGCCAGUAUCCCAACCAGCCAACACGAUUCGGGAAGCUAUUACUACGUCUCCCCUCCCUUCGCACUGUCUCCUCUUCUGUCAUAGAGCAAUUGUUUUUCGUCCGUUUGGUAGGUAAAACCCCCAUAGAAACCCUAAUCAGGGAUAUGUUACUGUCUGGCAGCAGUUUUAACUGGCCUUAUAUGUCCAUUCAAUAAAAUAUCCGAGAGAGAAAAAAAAGAAAAUUAAAAAAAAAAAAAUUAAAAUUGAGAAGGGAGAUGAAAGAGAGCGAAAGGAAAGCAAAUGACAUUUGGGUUCUGGUUGUUUCUUAAAUUUCCUUCUGCUAAGAAAGGAUGUAAAAGGAUGUUACAAGUUUGCUAAGAGAAGACAGGAAAAAAAUUAAUGGACUGUGAAUUAAAAAAAAAAAAAAAGAGACUGUCAAAUGAACUUUUACAGAAUGCAUUAAAAACUCCCGUGUCGUUCAGAAAAAAAAAACACAAACUUGCUACUUAUCAUUUUUUGUAAAAAAUAAAAAAGAGAGAAAGAAAAAAGAAAGAAAGAAAAAAGAGAAAGAAGAAGAAAAGAACCGAUGGUGGGCUUUUUCUUUUUUUCUUUUUUCUUCUUUUUUUUCUUUUUUUUGGGGUAAACUUUUUAAAAAAUCUCGCUUAAAGUGCAUUUAAAGGAAAUUUGGAGAAAAUUAGCAGAACGGAAGAAAGUAAGUCUUUUUUUUCCAAAUUAUUAAUUGUCCUAUGUGUCUAUGUACCUAUAGCUGUUCUUUUUUGUAUUUUUCUGGUUUCAAACCAGUUUAUUCUGUGGUUCUAUAAUAAUUUUUGAUAUAACCUUGGCUUCUUUAAAAAAAAAAAUAAAAAACUGUGUAUCCUUAAAAUAUAUGUUCUGAAAGAAUUAAAACUGAGUCCACGAAAGUAUCAUAGGAAGAAAGGAAAACAGAAAAAAAAAAACAAACCCUCAACAACACAAUGAUGGAAGCGCACUUAAGGUGGUGACCCAAAAUCUAGCUUGAAGCUGAGAGAGCUAUAAUUAUAUAGACCCGAAUGAACCACACGUGUCACAUAACUACCCCCCAAUCUAGGUUUUUUGAUAUUUCGGACAGAAAAUGAACUGUGGGGAUUUAUUCUAGGUAGAAGGAAUUUGUGUCCAAGACACACUACGGUUUUGAUUUUAAAAAGCAAACAAACAAGCAAAGUGAACUUUUGUAAUUUGAAUUGGGUUCCACAUAGUUCAUCAUGAAUUGUUAUUAAACUCCUCUAUCUGUUUGUAUAUUUGCAAGCCCUUUGUAUUAUAAUAAUUGUUGAUAUUUUCCCUUUUUAAAAAAUACCAUUGAAAUCAGCAUGACAAAAUAACACUGUUGGCACUUAUAGAUAACGUGAUUGAUUCAGUAUCUUAGAGUUUACAGUUUUGUGUUUAAAAAAACUGAAGGUUUUUUUUUUUAAGUGCAACAUUUCUGUAUACUGUAAAAGUUAUAAUAACUGAACUGUUUGGUCGAGUCUUUGUGUGUUAUAUUCCAAGGAAAAUUGAAAGUAUUCAGAAAUUAAAAUAUUAUUUGAUAUCUGAAA
This is a messenger RNA of Chroicocephalus ridibundus (black-headed gull), 3742 nucleotides long. RefSeq names its product nuclear receptor subfamily 2 group F member 2 (gene NR2F2). Gene Ontology annotation, biological process: negative regulation of transcription by RNA polymerase II; cell differentiation; anatomical structure development. The transcript has 3 exons. NCBI's taxonomy places the organism in Eukaryota, Metazoa, Chordata, Aves, Charadriiformes, Laridae. Bases 1154 to 2386 code for a protein of 410 amino acids. The record is from RefSeq and is a predicted model, not a curated record. Gene Ontology annotation, molecular function: nuclear receptor activity; zinc ion binding; retinoic acid binding.